Molecule: messenger RNA, 462 nt
Organism: Aspergillus homomorphus CBS 101889
Lineage: Eukaryota; Fungi; Ascomycota; Eurotiomycetes; Eurotiales; Aspergillaceae
Source: RefSeq, a predicted model, not a curated record
AUGACAAACACAACAGACUGCAAGCACCCGAUGGCGGAGCACGCCACCGACCAGAUUUUUUUGGCUCGAAGGGAUUCGCUGGUGGUCACCCACCCAACUACUAACCUCCCGGCGUGUGGCUUAAGUACGGCUGAGCGGACGGGAAGCCCUGUUUUCCACACCCUGUGGUCUUCCAAGUCAUAUGUUCAUAAGCAUAAGCUCUUGUUAAUGAUUGAUGGAACUUCACUUGAAUUAGUGGCUGCUAGAGGACUAAUCUACGCCGUGAAAGUGCUAUCAACUGCGUUGUUUCACUUGGGUCUUGGUAUUCGGAAAAAGGCUAAUUCUAGAUUACCCACCCUCAUCGAUUUUGACUUUGAAAAUAUUUUAGAAAGUUUAUACAAUGGAAAUUGUGAUCGGAAGUCUCUAAUUUUCGUAUUCAGUCUCUAUGCUAAAAAGUCUCCUGAUACUCAAUGUUCCACAUGA